AUGGCCCUCGGGGACAGUCUACCGGCAAUAGGAGCCUUCUCCCUGGUGGAGGCGUAUUUCCUCCAACGCGUUGUCUUUGAAGACAAGACCUUUCAAACAAUCUGUCUAGGCUCACUGGGAGUGAAUUUCUCCCUGUUGGCCAUAUACAGUAUGGUGCUAUGGCCAUACCUGCUGAAUCCAUUGAGACAUCUGCCAAAAGUCCAGGGUUCGCACGGGCAACUCCUCCUUGAUUCACCGAAGGGGGCUAAGCCUCUUAUCUGGAUGAAAACGAUUCCGAAUGAAGGCCUUCUUCACCUGCGUGGCAUGUUCAAUCAGAGCUAUGUAUUGCCGACCAACCACCAAGCUCUGUUAGAUAUUAUGAGCACGAAUACAUAUGAUUUUGAGAAGCCGUGGCGGGCGCGCCACUUUCUCGCCCGCAUCUUGGGCUUCGGGAUGGUUACCUCCGAAGGGGCGGCGCACAAGAAGCAGCGCAAGGCACUCACACCCGCAUUUAAUAUUAAGAAUAUCCGCUCGAUGUAUUCACUCAUGUGGAGCAAGACAGGCCAGUUAUUGGAUGAACUGGAGAAAGAGAUCAAGACUCGCCCCAUCGGAGGAACGAUUUCGGAGGAUGAGGUUGGCGAGAUUGAAAUAGGUGAAUGGGCGAGUCGCCUCACGCUCGAUAUAAUCGGACCGAUAGCAGUGGGCCGUGACUUCGGCUCGCUGCAGAAUAAGGAAAAUAAGAUAGCAGAGAGCUUCUCUAGAAUCCUCGAACCAACCAGAGAGAAGGCGGCGUUCCUAGUGAUGAACAUCACGCUGCCGCAGUGGAUUGCGAGGCGGGUGCCGUGGCGGAUUAAUACCAUGCUUGACACCGAGACAGCCUACCUGCGCAGUGCAUGCAAUGAGAUCGUACACGAGAAGCGGGACAACCUGGCUAAAUCCAAGGUCUCGGCUCAGGAUCUCGAAGCUGAUAUCUUGGGGACAAUGAUGCUUGGGGGUGACUUUUCAGAUACCGAGUUGGUUGAUCAGAUGCUGACCUUUUUGGCUGCUGGUCACGAAACCACCGCCAGCGCCCUGACCUGGGCCUGCUAUCUGCUUCACCUGCACCCAGAGUAUCAAACCAGGCUCCGAGAAGAAAUUCGCGCCAGCAUCCCAUCUGGCGACAGCCCAAUCACGUACCAAGAUCUCGAACACCUCCCAUUAUUAAACGGGGUCUGUCAAGAAGUGCUUCGACUGUAUCCUACAGUACCCAUGACCAUCCGGGAAGCGGUACGCGGUACAGUGGUAGCAGGUAAGUUCAUCCCAAAGGGCACACGAGUCGUGAUAUGCCCAUGGGCAAUCAAUCGCAGUUCGCUAUUCUGGGGCGACAAUGGGGAGGAGUUUCUACCAGAGCGGUGGAUCGACACGGAUAAACGUGGGCACAGUGUUCCAAACAAUAACGGCGGGGCUUCCACAAACUACGCGCAGAUUACAUUCCUGCACGGGCAGCGGUCUUGUAUUGGGAAGGAUUUUGCGCGUGCCGAGCUGCGAUGUGCGCUUGCUGGCGUUGUGGGGCGGUUCUCGUUUGAGAUGCAAGAUCCCACGCAGGAGAUUCAUGUUUCUGGGGCUGUGACUAUCAAGCCUUUGGAGGGAAUGCAUCUGAGAAUACGGAGGGUCGGGGGGUGGUAG
Messenger RNA from Penicillium paradoxum, 1644 nucleotides. Its product is annotated as cytochrome P450. NCBI's taxonomy places the organism in Eukaryota, Fungi, Ascomycota, Eurotiomycetes, Eurotiales, Aspergillaceae. The record is from RefSeq and is a predicted model, not a curated record. Gene Ontology annotation, molecular function: iron ion binding; heme binding; monooxygenase activity. The transcript is spliced from 4 exons. The coding region runs from base 1 to 1644 and encodes 547 amino acids.